AUGAAUUCAUUACCCGCGACGACGACCAUCUGCGCCGCCGCCGCUGCCGCCUUCGCCUUCGCCGUAUCCUUCGCCGUUGUCGUCAUUGACGAACGAACGGUCGCACUACCAACCGGUUGUGCGGUGACUGUAGGCCGUUCCUGCUUUCCUUGCCUCAUACUCCCUCAUUUACCCUCACUAUUCGUCGUCGUCGUCGUCACGCUCUGUCCGUACGCCCUGAUUAUGAACAACGAGCCAUCGUCAUCAUCAUCGCCGUCGCCUUCGUCUUCGAACCCUUACUGGCAAGUAACAGACGAUGACUGUUUCCAGUUCGACCGUUACCCAUUUCCUCGCCACGGUACUAAUUUUCCUCGACUGCCAUGCUACCAUCGUCUUCGCCAUUCUGCUCUUCCGCCUCCUUCACCGUUGCCGCCGCCUCCGCCGCCGCCGCCGCCACCGCAGUCUCAACCGCUUCCCACUUCUUCUCCGUCGAACUUCUGUCGCCAGUGGGGUCACCAUAUCCCGUCGCAACCGCCCCUACCGCCCCUACAUCAUACUCAACUACAGACCCCCCUUUCUACCGGUGCCAUCGCCACUUCCUCUGACGAUGACCUCGCUGCGUCAUUCGUGCCGUUCCUCAACGCUGCCGCCGCCGCCGCUGCCGCCGCCGCUUCCUCCUCGUGGUAUCUGCCCUCGCCGACGGAAGUGAGUUGCAUCGUCACUCGCCGCUUGCGUUUUCAGUUUGGUCUGUUAGUCGUGAUUGUCCAUCAGUUCUCCGGCACCGAGUUGGAUCCGCCGUCGUGCCGAGACUUCACUGCUGCCGCCACCGCCACCGCCGUCGCAAAGCCCGUCCAUUCCUACCGCCGAAUGCCGGAAGCUUCGACGUCCCCCGUGUCUUUUCCGUCCGCGGUUAUGUCUACCGGUCAGAACUCCCUACCGUAUGACUCCGGAAUGAUGGUGAACACCGGCGAUCAUCCGAAACGUCGUUCCGGCGGUCGGCGUCCGAAGGAAGAACAGAUCCAGUUAAGCCCGGAAGAAGAGGAAAAACGUCGCCUUAGACGACUGAGGAACAAAGAAGCGGCAGCCCGGUGUCGCCGCCGUCGUCUCGAGCAUAUGUCCAAGCUGCAGGCGGUAUUUUUCGUUCUUUCUUUCUUUCUUUCUUUACCUUAUGUUUCCGCCAGCCGGCUCCGCUACGCUUUCGCCUUGUAA
Soboliphyme baturini is the source of this 1188-nucleotide messenger RNA. The record is from the annotation of a GenBank genome assembly. NCBI's taxonomy places the organism in Eukaryota, Metazoa, Nematoda, Enoplea, Dioctophymatida, Soboliphymatidae.